Molecule: messenger RNA, 216 nt
Organism: Bipolaris zeicola 26-R-13
Lineage: Eukaryota; Fungi; Ascomycota; Dothideomycetes; Pleosporales; Pleosporaceae
Exons: 1
Coding region: 1-216 (71 amino acids)
Source: RefSeq, a predicted model, not a curated record
AUGACUGCUCCAACCAAGGCGUGCGCUGAUCUAUAUCGCCCACCACAAUACACCCACAAAAGCUGCCAUGCAUCAACCCUUUCUCUCGCUACCCACCCACAUGCCAUUCCUUGGGAAACGUUUGUCUUACAACUGGUUCCCGAUAGACUACUUGUUCAACCGAUAGCGCACCACUCCACGGCCUACUGGUUUCUCCACCAGGCUGUCAUUACAUAA